This is a messenger RNA of Cuscuta campestris, 2352 nucleotides long. The record is from the annotation of a GenBank genome assembly. NCBI's taxonomy places the organism in Eukaryota, Viridiplantae, Streptophyta, Magnoliopsida, Solanales, Convolvulaceae.
ACAAGAGGAGAGAGAGAGACUCACUUGGUCACUCUAUCCUUAUAAUUGGAAAAAAAUAAAAGUAAACCCCCACAAAAUCCAACGAAAUUUGUGGGAAGUUAAUGGCUACUAUCCAUGUGCUUGAAUCAUCUAGAAGCAAAGACAAUAAUUACCACCAUACCCCUGCAGAAGAAGACGGCGACGACGAAGACGGCGGCGAUGGAAUGAAAGAGGAAACCAACUAUGAUUGGGACGGCCGUGGCCGCGGAGGCGGCAGAAAGCGGUCGGCGGAAUGGAACCGGGCGUUCCUACUGCUCUGCGCCGCCGGCCUAGUCGUGGACCCUCUGUUCGUCUACCCCCUCUCAAUCAGCGACGCCUGCAUGUGCCUCUUCGUCGACGGGUGGUUCGCCGCCGCCGUGACGGCUCUCCGUUGCGUCGCUGACGCCGUGCGCCUCCUCAACAUCUGUUUGCAAUUCGAUGCCCGCAUGAAGAGAAGCGGUAGCAAACGCCGUCACGCCGCCGCUUGGUCUUAUCUGAUUAACAAUGGUUUCAUAUUGGAGUUCUUCCUCAUCCUUCCACUGCCGCAGAUUGUAGUAUGGGUAGCAAUUCCAAGAAUGGUAAAGAAUGGAUCACCCACAAGGAUAAUGACAUUAAUGUUGAUCGUCUUUCUUGGCCAAUACCUACCAAAGAUGUACCAUUUCGUGCGCCAAUUGUGGCGAAUGCCAAACCUCUAUGGCUACACGGUUUGGCGUGGGAUUGCACUCAACAUGACUGCAUAUUGUGUUGCUUCUCAUGCAGUGGGGGCGUGUUGGUAUUUGCUAGGAUUACAAAGGGCAGCCCAGUGCUUGGAUCAACAAUGCGCUAUGACUCAGGGUUGCAGGCCCACAUUCCUGGCCUGUGAAGGCCCAAUUCUUUACGGAACAUCCAAUGCCAUUACGAGCUGCGGUGGCAGUGGCUCCGCCGUAGGCCGCCUCCGUACGCGGUGGGCGGAGGUGCACCGUACCAGGACGGCUUGCAGCUUUGACGGCGACGGCAGCGACGACUUUGCUUAUGGAACUUUUGAGUGGAGUGUUCAACUCGUAUCCAAUCCCAACCCUUUGGAAAAGAUUCUCCUUCCCAUUUUUUGGGGACUCAUGACACUUAGUAGUUUUGGGAACUUGAACUGCACGACAGAUGGGGUUGAAGUGGUGUUCAUGAUGGUGGUUCUCACUGCUGGACUGCUUCUUGUCACCAUGUUGAUUGGAAGUAUCAAGAUGUUUUUUAAUUCGACGAGUUCAAAGAAGCAAGCGAUGCAUUUGAGGAUGAGAAGCAUAGAAGGGUGGAUGAAGAAGCGGGGGUUGUCGUUGGAGGUGAGGCAGAGAGUGAGGAACUACGAGCGGCAGCGCUGGGCGGCGAUGCGCGGCGUGGAUGAGCGCCAAAUGAUAGGAGAUCUGCCCCAAGGCCUCAGGAGAGAUAUUAAAUUUCAUCUCUGCUUCGACUUAAUUAGGCAGGUACCGUUGUUCCAACAUAUGGAUAAUUUGGUCCUUGAACACAUAUGCGACCGUGUGAGGACCCUCAUCUUGACCAAGGGCGAAACCAUUACCCGAGAGGGUGACCCAGUGCAAAGAAUGCUGUUCAUAGUGAGAGGCCACCUGGAGUGUUACCAACACCUCCGGGAUGACGUCAGCAGUUUCUGCAUGUUAGGCCCCGGAAACUUCACCGGCGACGAGCUCCUCUCCUGGUGUCUCCGCCGCCGCCACUCCGCCGACCGGCUCCCGCCAUCCUCGUUCACGCUCGUCACCUUCGAGACCACCGAGGCGUUCGGCCUCGAGGCGGACGACGUCAAGUACGUCACCCAACACUUCCGGCACACGUUCGUGAGUGAGAGGGUGAAGAGGAGCGCGAGAUAUUACUCCCCCGGGUGGAGGACUUGGGCCGCCGUCGCCAUCCAGCUAGCGUGGCGGCGCUAUAAGCGGCCGCAGCCGUCGACACUGUCUUCGCUGCCGUUUAUGCUGCCACGGAGGCCGCCGGCGAGGAGCACCUCGGUGGAAGAAGAUCGCCUCAGGCUAUACACUGCUUUGUUGACUUCUUCUAAGCCUCAUGAGGAUGCGUUUGACUUCUAAUAAAUGUGUAAAGCCGCCAGCCAAUACGGAGUUAUAAUUCAAAUUGCUUCAUAUGUAUACUUGUCUCUCUCAAAUUUAUGGUACUAGUUUAAUUUGUUAUUUACUUUGAAUAUAUAUAAAUUAUAUUCCCUCCAAAACGAUUCUUAUUUUUUAUUUUUAGAAGAUACAAGGAAUGUAUAUUUAUGGUUGGCUUUCCAAGUUUACCUUAAUGUGAUGGGUAAAAAUUAAAAACAUGACGUAAUAGGUAAGGUAAGAAAAGUUAGUAAAAAUG